ACUGGUCUUUUAGCUUGAAAGUCUCAAAUGGACGCUCGUGAUGGCUCUCUCCACCACCAAUAUCUCUCACCCACCAUUUCCAAACUCACCCUCUUCCUUCUUCUCCUUCUUCCAUUGAUCUCGACUUUGACUCCCUCAUCAUCAUCAAGUGGCUGGCAACCGGACCCGACCUCCAGCUUCGAAGAGCUACCGCUGAACCAGUCCAACCUGCACAUACAAAAGCCGUAUGAUCUGCCGGUGAGCGACAGGUACAGCUUCAUCAAUGGAAUCCACAAGCUCUGGGUUUACUCCAGCGACCACCCUCUCUCCAAGGGAAGCCCCACCAGGCCUCGCUCCGAGAUCUUCCUCAACCAAUACAUCUACUACUCCGGAGUGUGGCAGUUCGAAGCGCACGGGUACGUGCCGUGCGGCACUUCGGGCGUGUGCAUCACGCAGGUCUUUGGAGCCGCGUUCCCUCGGAACACGACCCUGAUGCUCAGAGUCUACAACGGUUCCUUGUACUACUACCAUGACACGGUCUUGGUUCCGGACAUCUACGACAGGUGGUUCAGGGUCAACAUCAUCCACGACGUGGCUGCGUCGAACCUGAAGGUCUACAUCGACGGCGAGUUCAAGUUCGAAACGAGCGGUCAUGGAGGUACCUUCCAUUACUUCAAGUGUGGAGUCUAUGCACAAGACAACGCUUCCUACUACAUGGAGUCCCGCUGGAAGGGAAUUAGGGUUUUGAAGAAGGGUGACUGAAUGAUUUGUGUUCUCCUGGACUCCAAUCAGAUGUGAAUCCUACGUUGAAAUAAUAGUAAAAAUCAUUACUUCUUCCCCAUCCAUUUGAAAACAUUAACUGAUCUAUAUACUGUACAUCUAGAAUAAGAAGCAGAAUUUUUUUGUUCUCCUUGCGAAG
This is a messenger RNA of Syzygium oleosum, 898 nucleotides long. Its product is annotated as citrate-binding protein-like. The transcript has 2 exons. The record is from RefSeq and is a predicted model, not a curated record. The coding region runs from base 28 to 741 and encodes 237 amino acids. NCBI's taxonomy places the organism in Eukaryota, Viridiplantae, Streptophyta, Magnoliopsida, Myrtales, Myrtaceae.